AUGUUGACGGACUCCAUCAACGGCCAGGAGGACCAUAUUCCAGGCAUUCAGAUCUCACUGUUUGCGGUUAACAGCUCGGUGCGCUCGAUGGAAGCCCAGCAGGACGCCGUCGAGAGGAGACUGGAUGCUCUGGAGACCGAUUGUAUCCCACGUGGCGGCGGCGGAGCUACCAUCCACUUUGUCGGGCACACUAGCGGCGGCUCUCUCUUCUGUCUCGACGGCAGCGUUCGUUCCAACGGGAAGAAGGAAGGCUUUCUGUCUAGGAGGAAUCAAAUACGAGUUCGGAAAGUUGCUGGUGGCCCAGAUCAAAGGUGA
Molecule: messenger RNA, 315 nt
Organism: Prorocentrum cordatum
Lineage: Eukaryota; Dinophyceae; Prorocentrales; Prorocentraceae
Source: the annotation of a GenBank genome assembly